Messenger RNA from Eupeodes corollae, 1998 nucleotides. RefSeq names its product ras-related protein Rab-1A (gene Rab1). Bases 392 to 1009 code for a protein of 205 amino acids. The transcript is spliced from 6 exons. Gene Ontology annotation, molecular function: GTP binding; GTPase activity. The record is from RefSeq and is a predicted model, not a curated record. NCBI's taxonomy places the organism in Eukaryota, Metazoa, Arthropoda, Insecta, Diptera, Syrphidae.
GUCUGCCAUCACAGUCGUCGCCAUUGUUCAAUUCCAUUCCCGAACCAAAGUUGAAGUUGAAAAAAGAAAGAAAAACACAGAACACUCUCACGAAACACGAAAAUUUUGCUAGAAAACUUUUUUUAAAACAUACCCAGGUCCAGGAAACACCUCAAAAACAUUAAUUCAAUAAUAAAAGUGUUUUCUUCGCUAAAAAUUGGGCGACAAACUUAUCAUAAUUAUCCAAAUCUAAAUCGAAAGAUCAGAGUGCUUGCCGUGUCGUGUACAAUUGUGCAAGGAGAUUGAGAUUUCUUGAGAGAUUGUGGAAAAUCAAAAAGAAAAUUAUAAUUUUUUAACAGUGUCAGCGACUUUGAUUGGAAUAAAAAAGUAAAGACAUAAAAAUCACCAGGAAAUGUCUGCGAUGAAUCCGGAAUACGACUACCUCUUCAAAUUGCUUUUGAUUGGUGAUUCUGGAGUUGGAAAGUCAUGCCUUUUACUUCGUUUUGCCGAUGAUACCUACACAGAGAGUUACAUAAGCACAAUCGGAGUAGACUUUAAAAUUAGAACAAUUGAGUUGGAUGGAAAGACUAUUAAAUUGCAAAUCUGGGAUACUGCUGGUCAGGAAAGGUUUCGUACAAUUACUUCGUCAUACUAUCGUGGCGCUCAUGGUAUUAUUGUUGUCUACGAUUGUACGGACCAAGAGUCGUUCAAUAAUGUCAAACAGUGGCUCGAAGAAAUCGAGCGUUAUGCUUGUGAGAAUGUAAAUAAAUUGCUUGUAGGAAAUAAGAGUGAUUUGACCACCAAAAAGGUCGUUGAGCAUACCACUGCUGCCGAAUAUGCAAACCAAUUAGGCAUUCCAUUCCUUGAGACAUCAGCUAAGAGUGCAACUAACGUGGAACAGGCUUUCAUGACAAUGGCAGCUGAGAUUAAAAACCGCGUUGGACCGCCGUCAAGCUCCACCGAGCCGGCCAGUAAUCUUAAGAUUGAUCCAGGGCGUCCAGUGGAAACUACCAAAUCUGGUUGCUGUUGAAUGCUUUAACAUAUAAACAAUAAAAAAAAAAAAACAAAAAUACAACUACACACACACACAUAAUAAAAAUAAUAAUAAAUAAUAAAAAAGAAAAUUUAUUAAAAAAUUUAAAAAAAAAGAACAACAACCAUACAAAGUAAAAAAAAAAAACAUUUAAAGUUGCAAACAGAAAAAACAAAAGAAAAGUGCGCCGACAAUGACGCCCUACGCCAACGACAAGCAAUGCGUCGUCGUCAGCCACUCAACCAACCUCUCCCCCAAAAAGUGCAUUCUCCUCUUAGUUGCACAACAUUCAGAAAAAAAAGAAGGCAAAAAUUAUAUUUAUAGCGUAUCCUUUAUUCCACUUUAAAAUUAGUUUAAAGUCGGGCUAAAGUAAUAAAUUAAAAAAUAUGUUCACUUAAUCUAAAACCUAUAUACAAAAUAUAUAUAAAUAUUAAAAAACAAACAAACAAUCGAACACAGCAUUAAAAUAAUAAGACGUCCUAGUUACUUUCUAACAACUGAACAACAAAGCAAACACCAUUCGUCACUCACUUCUUUGCAAUCUUCGUCGCAAUUUUGGUUUUAUAUUUUUCUGUUGUUUUUUUCUCCAGUUUUCUUUGUUUAUUUCGAUGCCCAAUUUAUUAUUUAAAGUUACGCGCUCUUUCUUAUUAAUCCAUUUAUAUUAAUCUUAUUUUAUAUUGUACGCCCAUUUUUUUUUAUAAAUAUUAUUUUUAUGUAUUUUAGUUUAUUUGUUUUUAUUUUUUGUCGUUUGUAUUUUGCAAAUAUUCUCGUAAUCUAAAUAUAUUUUUUUAUUUAAAAUAAAUAAAAGAAAACAUGAAACACAAACAAAACAAAAUAACGAAUGAAACAUAGGAGAGAUAUGAGUAUAAACAAAAAAAUAUUAAUUUUGCAAUAAAUUGUUCUCUUUUAUGUUGUUACGUAAACGGCGGAAAACAAUUUUAAUUACAACAAUAAAAUGAAAAGGAACAAGACACACUAACUAUAAA